CCUACGGCCGAUUUUCUGGAGUACAUUUUUUUUUCAAUAUUUUAACUGAUUAAGAAAAAACUAUUUUUGUUAUAGAGAGAGAUACUGAUUAAGAUGGUGAUGGAUAUAUGUCUGCACAGAAAAUCAGAAGAUAAAUGUAGUAGAAAUAAGAAGAAGAGAAAAGUAACAAGAAGUAGUGAUCAAGAGAAUGAUGCAGAACCACCUCAAUUCUCAAACCAAUAUGAUAUUGAAGAAGAGCAAGGAAGCGAGAAGAAGAAGAUUAAACUAGGAGGAGAAGGACCUUACAGAAACCAAGACUUUAUUUCAUCAAUUGAGGGUUUUGAGCUAGAUAAUCAAAGGAAACUUCAAAUUGCAUUGGAAUACAUUAAUUCGUCUAAGUUUAGUGGAGGAGGAGAUUGUCUUCAAACGGUUAGUGAUUCUCGUUUAGUUUUGUCCCUCAAUAAAUGGGUUCAGUCUCUGUUUAAUGAUGAGCCAACACAAUGGGAGAAUUUCAGUGUCUGGGUGAUUUUUAAAUUUUGUCUAGAGAAGUCAUUGAAUUUGGGAGUUGGGUUAACUUUGAACUCGAAAAUUUUGCAUAGAAUAUCUUGCAUUGGGAAAAAUUUAGAUCUUCUCAGUGAUGGAAGGUGUGAAUUUUACAGUCUUGUUUUGGAUUGUCUUAUGUUGUUAUUCAAUUCUUCGCAUGGAAGGGUAUUUAGUGCUAAUAUGGAUACAUGGUCCUUGACGGUUGGGUCAAUGCUGGGUGUUCUUCACAAGGUUUACAUGGGUAAUGUAUCUAAUGACAAUGUGGGCAUUCUGUUGAUUCGCUUGUCAUGCUUGAUAUUCAGUCGCUUUUCCAGUUUUUUGAUGGCUCAUCCAAAGAAAGUUUUUCGUAAAUUUGUAGAUGACCUUCUUGAACCAUUGUUGAGUUUCUUAGUGAUGGUGGAUAAACAAAUUGAUGGUAGUUGUAAUUCCACAUUGACAAAAGAGUUGUUGAAGACAGUGGAAGACAUUUUAUCUUAUGGAUUGUUCCAUCCUGACCAUGUCAAGGAGUUUCUAAGUUUACAUACAGGGAGGGGUAUUGGGUUUGGUGAUGGUAAAGGAAAUAAAUCGAAAAUGAGUAAUAUAAGUUAUUGCAUAGGACUUUUUGAGAAAUUGGAGAAUAUUGUAUCUGAGAAGAGAAUUUCUUCAUUGGGGGGCGUGGGAGAGCUGUUUCGCUUGUAUGUUGUCAGAGUAAAGAAGGAAAAGGGAGUUCCUGUGCUGUCUGAGGGAGUUUCUGUGUUGUCCGAGUCCAACUUAACUAUCGGUAAUGGCCGGGCAGUCACUGAAAGUACUCAUUCUUCUGUUAGGCUUGACAUGGAAACUGGAAAAUCAGUGUUUGAUAUCUUUUUCUGGUUUAUAAAUCCUUUAAAGCGGGAGAUUGAAACAUAUAAUGAAACCAACAUGGAAGAUGGAAUAGUAUUGUUGGAUGCUGCUCGUUGCACUCUUGAAGCUACCAAUAAGAUAAUUGCCAGUUUUAUGCAUGAAAAAGUAUAUCUCCGGACGGAAGAUACUUCUGAUGGAGAGCGUCUUAAUUUCUUGAAGGAGUUGUAUCUGACACUUGUUUCACUUUCAGAAAGGAUACAUAUUUGGUUACCUGGUUUGAAUAAUGGGUCCCCUGUAAAUGGUGUAUCUUUAGUAGCAAAAGAGAUUAUAGUUUCUCUUGGAUAUUUGCUGGAAAUCGAAUAUGAGGUUGCUGGCGAAGAUUUGGAAAGAUUGUGGAAAAUCAUUUUGUCAUUUUUAGUAAUUGAUUUACCUAUAACAGGAUCACCAGAAAUAUGCUCCCUGGCUUCAUACGUUUUGCGCUUUGCAUGCCAGUUAAUGAAUAUAAACAGUGAGCUUCGCCAGGUUUGUGACUCCAUAUUUGCACUGUGUAAAGCUGUAAGGUCAUUCUCUAUUGCCAACUGUGAAGAAUGUGUAAAAUCCGCAACAAUGUUAUUAUGCUUUCAAGAGUUUAGGCUUGCCAUUUGUAAAGCUAUCAAAAAUGUACCUGAAGGGAAGGCAACUGAUUGCAUCAAACAAUUAAGAAAGGAUAUCUCUGAAUCUUUAGAGUGGAUGAUGACCAGCAGUUCAAAGGAUAAGAGAUGUCGCGAACAAAACCUAGAUUUGCAAGCUGAGCUUCUGGGAAGGGCACUAGCUGAAGUGUAUGCGAUGCUAUUAGAUAAUUUAGCUGUCACAACAGGGAACAGUAAAUCUGUUGGGAAAUCUAUACAUGACCUGAUGAUAGUCCUAAGUCCAUCCCUAAGUAUUCUAGUAAGGAAAGAACAUUCAAAUGUUGGUGAUUUCCUUUCCUCUGUCACGGGGCAAAGAUAUUUUGACAAGGAAAAAUCAACCAGAUCCAGUGCCUCAUGGGUUUCAUUGUUCUUCUUUCACAUAUAUGCUUCCUGCAGAAGCUUAAAGAGGCAAUUGAUAAGCCUCAUGCCCCCUGAUUCAGCUAAGCAGGCGUCGGAGGCAAUGAGAGAUUUGUUGACAGCAUAUGCUGAAGAAGCUGAAGAAAAUUGCAUGGAAUGUACUGAUUUAAGAGAUCAACGUUAUUUUUCUUGGGUAAUUAGUCCUUCAGACUCUCUCUUGAUCAUUAUACAAUCUAUAGCAGAUUUUUGUGGUCAGGACACUGUUGAAAGUUGUGCCCCGUUGGUUUAUACGGUGCAUACUAUGGCUUACCAGAGGCUUAUUGAUCUUAGACGACAGAUAAAAGCUUACAAAUUCCUACAAAAGGAGCAGAAUGAUAUGACAUUGAUGGAUGAUGCUAACUCACAUCAUCUUUGUGAGGAAAUCAAAAUUUUAAGCAAAGAAGCUAAAGAUCUUACUGUUUAUCUCAUGAAAAAGAUAGAGCCGACGUCAGCUGAUGCUCGUAUCGAUUCUGAAGGCAGAGAGCAGCAAACUUCAACUGAAGACAGUGCAUGGGAUUUACAUAUUCCCUCUCUGAAUGAUGGUUCAUUGCCUACUGCUCUUUGGUAUCUUCUUUGCCAAAAUACUGAUAUUUGGGGCCCUCAUGCUGCGCAGAAGAAGUUGAAGAAGUUCUUGUUUCUGUUGCUCCAUAUCCCCCUGACCAGGGCUCGGAUCAAUGGCAAGGAUGUUAUAAAGGAUAAAAUGGACAAAUCUCACAACAUGGAGAAAAUUACUUCUCAUGGAAUAUCAAUGGAGCUGCUACAUGAUACUUUAUUCUAUGAACAAACAUUUCUCUGCAGGCAUUUGCCACCAAGUUUUUCUGAGGUUCUGCGCCAAUACCUAGUAUCAUUAUCUGGUGAUCCUUUGUCUGGAGAUAUUGACUUUAACAAGUGGUUAAUAGAUUUAAGUAAACUUGCUGUUCAUCCCGACCCCCCUUUCACGCAGUGCACCAAGGAUCUCAUAGCUUGCCGAAGCUUGCUUAAUCUCUUAUGCUGGAUGCCUAAAGUUUAUCUGAACUCAGAAUCAUUCUCAGAUUGUGCCACAAAUGUACUCAAUCUUGAAAGGGUUUUGGUUUUUACGAUCUUAAAGAAUUAUGGUAAAUUGGAGGUGGAUAUUCAAUAUGAGCUUUUCAGAUUGUUUGUAAGUUGUAGAAAGGCAUUGAAGUGCCUGUUAAUGUCAUUUCAUGACGACAGGGGGGAAGCUGUUCAUUGUCCCAUCGUUCAAAUAUUUAUUAAUAAUUCAAACUCUGUUUUAUGGCUUUGGAAAUCUGUCACUGCAUUGAUUCGACUUCCGCCAGCAUUUUCUGAAGAGCAUGCAAGUGAACUGAAGAAUACGAGUCCUUCUUUGAUGGAUGAUACGUCUUCUAUACUUUUGACAUUAACCAAGGUACAUUUUUCUUUUUCUUUCCCAUACGAUCGAAACAAUGGAGAAAAAAGCAACAUUCCUCCAGCAAUAAACAAUGCAGAUUUUAUUCAAGAAUUACCCAUUUCAGAUGGGCUUAGCAAAAGAAGAAGUUUGAGUGAACCUGAUCCAAGUUUAGGAGCCUGGAUGGAACAUCUGACAGAGAGUUUCAAAAAACCUGCCCAGUUCAAAAACAAGCCCAGUUAUUGCUUUCUAAUAAAGCUGGUCUGAACUGUGAGGAUUAUAACGAAAUGUCUUCUGAUGUUACGUUCUUUCAUGGUUUCUUGUGGGGCAUCACAUCCAUUUUGCAAGAUAAGAAGGGCUCUGAGGAACACAAAUUACUAGUUAGUUGGCUUUCUUCUCGGGCCAUGGAGUCUACAGACUCCAAACUCAAGAGAUUUAUAACCUUUACUGAAGACUGCAUUAAUUCUUGCAUACGUGCAUUGCUUGUAGUGGACUCUCAACAGCCUACUUGUUCGGAGAAGGAUCUUGUUGAAGAUUCUAAAGUUAGAAAAAAAGUUGCCUAGGUCGGAUUUUACCAUCGACAUUCUGAAUGGAAGACAACAGUUAAAUAAACCUUUAUUAAGAAGCUUAUUAAAAGGUGACAAUCCCGAGCUAGCUCAUUGUGUCAGACAGCUUCUUAUUGGAUCUUCAGCUAUUCUGAGUCUUAAAAUGCAGAUUUCCCAGCGUGCUUGUUUUUCAAGCUUGAUGCCAAUUUUAGUCGGAACUUUACAGUACUUGCUGACAGAGUUUGCAAAUAUGAUUCAGGAACCACAUUCAAUAUCUUAUAUUUGGUUGGAUGGUGUUGUCAAAUAUCUGGAAAUUUUAGGGAGUUAAGUUUCUUCAAAGAAGAACUCUUUAAAGAAAUUUCAUGCUAGGCUGAUUGACAUGCAUCUGGAGGCUAUGGGUAUAUGCAUAUCAUUAUGUGGCAGAGAAGCUACACUAGCGUCCCAUGAGAUAAAAUCUAGUACCAAAACACUAAUGGGUCAAACAGGAUAACUCGAGUUAUCUGGUGGACACAGGUGGAAUUCUUUGAGAACAUUCGGAGCUAGGCUUAGGCUGUCACUCAAAAUUUUAGUCAAGAAAUAUUCAGGGUUGACAGCAAUUAAGGCUGUAGAAAAAGCACUUGGAGUUCGUGAGCAAUGUAGCAUGCUUUAUGAAAUUUAUGCAGGAGGUCCAGACGGAGGAAAGGUUUCUGCUGCUGUUGCAGCUGGUGUUUACUGCUUUGAUUCUGUUGUUGCAUCUGUUUCAGGUAGUUGGCUAUGAAUUUGAUAAUAAGUCAAUAAUAGUCUUCGAUCAUGGUAAAGCAUUCCAUCUACAUGUAGGAUUUGCAGAUGUGGAAUGCACAUUCAAUGUUAGAUGCCCUGAAGCGUUUGGUGGUUGGCAACAGAUUCAAAAUUCUGUUACCUAGGAUGCAAUAGCAUAAUGAAGUGAAGAACGAAGCAAUCUUUUUUCCUAUCCUCUCAAAGCUGAUGGAUUCCAUCUGUUCAAGCAAGAAAAAAAGUUAGAUCUUCGGCGAAAAGAGAGAGAAAGCAAAAGGACAGUAUAUGAAAACCAGUGAUUCCAAAAUAAAAUAAAUAAAAUUUGUCAAAGUAAGGUAUUUGAUAUUGUAGUUGAAGAAUAAAUUUUAUAUUUUAGUUGCAGAAUUAAUUUUAUAUUUUAUAUUUGACAAUUUCCAACGGGAUUUUGAUUAACAUUAGCCUCUUUGGAUAUCGCAAUGCGACAUGUAUGUCUUCUACCCUGCCUGAAAAUUGAUCGUGCUAAGAACUGAUCAAGCUUGUCAGAUGUGUUACGGAGGGGCGUAAUGGAACUUAAUAUUGGUAAUAUCGGUCUGAUACCAAGGCUGUCACUAGGAAAGUGGUGAUACGUUCAGAUUUUUUGUUUCCUUCUUUCCCUGUAAUUUUUCUUGUGCAGAAGAAA
Papaver somniferum (opium poppy) is the source of this 5724-nucleotide messenger RNA. RefSeq lists its product as uncharacterized. Gene Ontology annotation, cellular component: nucleolus. Bases 94 to 4035 code for a protein of 1313 amino acids. NCBI's taxonomy places the organism in Eukaryota, Viridiplantae, Streptophyta, Magnoliopsida, Ranunculales, Papaveraceae. Gene Ontology annotation, biological process: ribosome biogenesis. The transcript is spliced from 5 exons. The record is from RefSeq and is a predicted model, not a curated record.